AUGGAGCAGAGGACCUUCGACGCUCGACCCGUCCGAAAAAAUCCAACUCCUAAAAUGCUUGAUCUGUUAAAAGAUGAGGCACAGAAAAAGGAAAGAAAGCUUGUCUCAAUGUAUGAACGGUGGAAGAUUCAAGCCCGUGAAUCAAGGAAGCGGCUUAAGAUGGACCUCAGUGAAAGCGAGCUGUCAUUCUUGGUGGAGACUCUGGAGAAAGAGAGAGAUGCGAUAAUGAGCACCUACCUUCAAAUACGAGAUCACAUCACUGUGUCAACUGAAUUAAGACGUUGCGUCGAUGCAUGUGAUGCAGUAACAACAGAUAUCAGGAAGAUUGCCUACGAGAGACUUACAGGCAUCGAUGGAGAUUUCGAUGCAGAGCAAGCACAACGUCCUCUCAAAGACUUGCUUAAACGAAGCUGUGCGCAUUCAAUCUAUGGGUCCACUGUCUCAAGAAUGAGUUGUAGAUCAAGCACCAGUCAGUACAGUAAAUGUGUAGAUGCUGCGGCAGAUCUAGCAGCAAAGGAGGCUGAGUACGAUGCAUUGCUGAUGGAAAAGAAGCAAAGGGAGAAAAUACUUCAUUUAGAGGAGCAACAAAGGAGGCAGCUCGAAGCGGAAAGGUGCGAGCUAGAACGCCUACAGGCUGAGAAAGAUGUCAAGGCAGCUCAUGCUAGACUGCAAGUCUACAGUCUUGAAGCAGCGAAUGAAGUAAACUUUCCUCCCUCUAACAGUCCUGAAGUAAGACAUCAUGCUUCCUCCACUGUAAGCAGACAAGAGCCCAAUGUCUCCCCUGAAGCGAAUGUGUCCACCCUUGCACGGGCUUUGCAAGACAGCAUGUCUCUUAACAGACUUCCGGUUCCUGAGCCAUCAGUGUUUAAUGGCAAUCCUAUUCAGUUCCUUGAGUGGAAGGCCUCAUUUUGA
Xyrichtys novacula (pearly razorfish) is the source of this 912-nucleotide messenger RNA. The record is from the annotation of a GenBank genome assembly. NCBI's taxonomy places the organism in Eukaryota, Metazoa, Chordata, Actinopteri, Labriformes, Labridae.